AUGAUUAUACAAAAGGCGAGAACAAGUUGGGUUCGUGAAGGUGAUUUAAACACAAAAUACUUUCAUUCUCUGCUGAAAUGUAGAACCAGACGCAAUGCCAUUACUGCUUUAAAAUCUGGUAACAUUAUCUUAGACGACGUCAACUCUAUCAAAUAUGCUUUUAAGGAAUACUUUGCCAAUAUGUUCUCGAAACUUGGUUUGCCUCGUCCUAGAAUGAACUUUGAUGACCUGACCAAACUCUCGCCUACUGAAAGUGCAUAUCUGGAGAAACCUUUUGGUGAUGACGAGGUUCGUUCUGUUGUCUUCAAUUGCAAUGGCAACAAAAGUCCGGGACCCGAUGGCUUUAACUUUGAUUUCUUAAAAUCAUGUUGGGAUUUUGUGGGAACUGAUGUCUCAAACUGUAUCAAGGAGUUCCAUUCCACUACUAUUCUACCUAAAGCCUUGAUAUCUUCCUUUAUUGCUUAA
Molecule: messenger RNA, 465 nt
Organism: Lathyrus sativus (Indian pea)
Lineage: Eukaryota; Viridiplantae; Streptophyta; Magnoliopsida; Fabales; Fabaceae
Source: the annotation of a GenBank genome assembly